CUUGUUGAAAAAAAUCAUCAUAAUGUAACAGCAUGGUUUCGAGAGAACCAUCUACUUCUCUGACUCUUAUAAGAAUUGAUUCUUCUAAAAUGUCUGAUCAUAGAAGUUCCAUCGAUACAGCCAGGAUGAGCACAGUGAUCAGUGCAAUAAGUCUUUUUUCAAAAAAAUUUAGUGAAAACAAUACACCUCGGUGUCGCAUAUGUUUUUCUUCGGGAGGAGGAUUACUAUCCGCAUGUCAUUGCAAAGGAUCCAUAGGACUGUUUCACAACCAAUGUUUAGGAAAAUGGAUACAAUCGACUGAUAACGAUAUUUGCGAAAUAUGUCACGCUCGUUUUCGCGUCCGUUUCUUGCCAAGCAAUUUCACCGAUUGGUAUCAAAGUCCCAACAAUACUCAAAAAAAUAGCAUAAAAACCGACAUCGCUUUAUUAUUGGUACUUUCGUUAGUUGCCAUUACAAUUCUAAUCGUUUGCAUUAAAGAAGUCAUUAUUUUCUUUAAAGAAGAUAAUUGGUUACUAGCAAUGUGCAUCCUUUUCUUUUGCGUAAUUUUGAUAACAAUUUUUGUCUUUCAGGUUUACGUGGAAAUCAUACGUCAUAUCAUAAACUAUGAAGAUUGGCUAAGGGAUAAUUACAAAGUCGAGAUAUUACCCGAGCAGGAGCAAAAUGAAUUGAAAUAUUCAACAAGUUUCUUAUCGAUUCCGCGUCGAAGUUCCUUCAGUGUCGAAGUUCCUUCAUUUCUUAAUGAAGACGAAGGAACAAAUUACUAUCAAAUUCAUUGCAUUUAA
This is a messenger RNA of Centruroides sculpturatus (bark scorpion), 782 nucleotides long. Its product is annotated as E3 ubiquitin-protein ligase MARCH2-like. Bases 33 to 782 code for a protein of 249 amino acids. Gene Ontology annotation, molecular function: zinc ion binding; ubiquitin-protein transferase activity. The record is from RefSeq and is a predicted model, not a curated record. Gene Ontology annotation, biological process: protein ubiquitination. NCBI's taxonomy places the organism in Eukaryota, Metazoa, Arthropoda, Arachnida, Scorpiones, Buthidae. The transcript is spliced from 4 exons.